This is a messenger RNA of Exaiptasia diaphana, 3132 nucleotides long. RefSeq names its product ATPase family protein 2 homolog. The coding region runs from base 46 to 2646 and encodes 866 amino acids. Lineage: Eukaryota; Metazoa; Cnidaria; Anthozoa; Actiniaria; Aiptasiidae. Gene Ontology annotation, cellular component: cytoplasm. The record is from RefSeq and is a predicted model, not a curated record. Gene Ontology annotation, molecular function: ATP hydrolysis activity; ATP binding. The transcript is spliced from 15 exons.
AACUAUGGACACGUGCAGAAAAAGAGCUAUCAAAAAUAUUUAAAAAUGAGUAAAAAGAAACAGGAUUUUUGGCAAAAAUGUGAGAUAUGCGAUAGCUUAAUAUAUAUUAGACAUUUGGACGACCAYAAAGCAUUAUGUGAGGGCAAAGUUGUAGAAAAUUCGCAAGAAUGUUGUUAUAUCCAAGAUGGCGUCUUACAUGGUCGCGCACAAAAAAUUGACAACGGAGGRAAAAUGAUGGGAGACAGCAAAUUUCCAUUGCCGUCAAGACAAGAUGUUGUGUUGAUAAAUAUGAAUACUAUGAAAGUACUGAGAAUCGCAAUUGGUACUAAAGUACUUCUAAAGUCAUGUUCAAGACCAGCAGUUUGUAUUGCUUGGCCAUCACAUUCUCUCUCUCCUGAGUGUGUGGCAAUUUCAACAASCUGUCUUGAAAAUUGCAAGGUAGAGUCUGGUGGUAGUUUAGAAGUCAGUAAGCUGUCAAAUAUCAGCUUGCAUGCUUCAAAAGUUCAAUUACAACUAUGUAAAAAUGCAGAAUUCGAAAUCAACAAAAGUUUUGUGAACUACUGUUUGCAAGAGUUAGAUAGUCAAGUUGUGUUCACUGGGGAUGUUAUAAAGRUUACCUACUAUGGUCAAACUUUGGAUCUCCGUGUAAAGGACAUUUUAGGUCAUAAACCUUCAUCACAUGAAUUACAAGAUAGAAGGUGCAAAACUGAACUCUUAAGAGGCGCUUAUCAACAGGAUGAAACAACUAUUUCUUCCUUACAUGGAGAGUUUGAAUCUCUGUCUCUAUCAAAUAACUGUUCAAGAGAUGCUAUGAGAUUUGAUAAGAAUGACCAAGAAAACAAACUUGCUUUUUCUAAAGUUGACUAUUCACAUGAUAAUAAUGAGAAAACUGGUGCGGGUUUUCAAGAGAAUGACUUAUUAUUUUAUUACAUAUCUUGUGAUGAAACKUCUUUGAGCAUUCUGCCAUGUGGGACAAAAACCACAUCUGAAGAUUCAACGGAACGAAAAGUCACUUUUUGUUCAAUUGGUGGCCUGGCAACACAGAUAAAYGCCGUACGAGAAAUGGUCGAACUGCCUUUGAAACAUCCUGAAAUGUUUUCCCUUUAUGGUGUGCCACCAACACGUGGAGUUCUUCUAUAUGGUCCAUCAGGGACAGGAAAAACGAUGAUAGCACGUGCUGUUGCUAACGAAACUGGAGUACACUUUAUAUGUAUCAAUGGGCCUGACGUAUUGAGCAGGUACUACGGUGAGUCAGAAGCUCGACUGAGAGAAAUCUUUAGCGAAGCAGAAGAGCAAGCUCCAUCCAUUGUAUUCAUUGAUGAGAUCGACGCUCUAUGUCCACGUCGCGAUAAAGUGCAGAAUGAAUUCGAGAAAAGAGUUGUUGCAACGUUGCUGACAUUAAUGGAUGGUAUGGACAAGAGUACAUCAUUGGGUCACGUGAUGGUGCUUGCUGCAACCAAUCGUCCAGAUGCACUCGACCCAGCUCURCGCAGACCAGGUCGCUUUGACAGAGAAAUCGAAAUCGGGAUUCCUGAUGUGGCUGGAAGGCGUGACAUCAUCACAACAGUUCUUAGAAACGUUCCCCACAGUAUGAGUGAUGAGGACAUAACAAGGUUUUCUGAAACAUCCCAUGGAUACGUUGGAGCUGAUCUUUCAGCAGUUUGUAAAGAGGCCGGACUGUUGGCAUUUAAACGUUGCCUUGGUGAUAAUAUCCAGCAGAAUGAAUCCGCUGAUCAAGAGAUUCGUAGUAAACUGCAAGUGACUGCCGAUGAUAUGAAGUUAGCAUUUCGACAGGUUCGACCCAGCGCCAUGAGGGAGGUUUCCGUAGACGUACCAAAGGUUCAAUGGAGCGACGUCGGAGGCAACAAAAUUAUCAAACAGAAAUUGAAAGAAGCUGUUGAAUGGCCGCUAAAACACCCAGAGGCCUUUCGGCGUAUGGGCAUCAGGCCUCCUCGGGGCAUUUUGAUGUACGGUCCUCCUGGAUGUAGCAAGACAUUGAUCGCUAGAGCGUUGGCCACUGAAAGUGGUUUGAAUUUUAUAGCCAUCAAAGGACCUGAGCUGUUCAGUAAAUGGGUUGGCGAAUCUGAGCGAGCAGUGAGAGAGGUAUUCCGGAAAGCCCGAGCAGCAGCACCCUCUAUUAUCUUCUUCGACGAGAUUGAYGCUGUUGCUGUUCAGCGAGGUAACGAGGGAUCUCACGUAUCUGACAGAGUACUGACACAACUUCUGACUGAACUCGACGGYGUCGAAACGCUCAAAGAUGUCAUCUUAAUCGCCGCCACUAACAGACCAGACAUGAUUGAUAAAGCAAUGAUGAGACCUGGUCGACUGGAUAGAAUAAUUUACGUACCAUUACCUGACUGGGAUACACGAGARGACAUUCUUAAAAUACACUUGUCGCGGACUCCCUGUGGURAUGACGUCAGUAUUGAGGAUUURRGUGAAAGAACUGAGGGUUAUUCGGGAGCUGAGAUUGCUGCGGUKUGUAAAGAGRCGGCAUUAGCUGCUUUAGAGGAGAGUUUACAAGCUGAAGAAGUGCGAUGGAAACAUUUCGAGAAAGCUCUUGCAGCAGUCAAACCCCGAACUUCAUCUGAGASCAUUAAAUUUUAUGAUAGAUUUCAGAAACAGACUGGAAUUCAUGCAAUUUGAUAAAAGUUGCGGUAUUUCUUAUUCUUAUGAAAAAUGYUCGUCGGCAKCUCGCUGUAGACUGAAUGAACAAUAAUUUAACACAGCGAAUACGUGCUGACUUCGAUUGAAAUACAGUCCUUUCGAAAUGUAAUUAUUAGAAAUUAAAAUCGCCAAAAAAAACUCUACAAUAAACCUGAAUGCAUUGCCAGAAUUGAGGUUGUGAUGUCACAUCUUGCAAAUACCAAUUAAAAGGUUUGCGAAAUCUCUUGAUCUUCUUCACAAGAUGUGACAUUUAAAGAAUCAAUUAGAUAAAAACAUUAGAAUCAGUUUUAAUCUCAAAGUUAAAAAGCAGUUUUGACGUAAUAGUCGCUAUUUGUAUCUAUUYUGAUAUGUGCUUGAUCUAAAACCGCAAAUCCUGGUUCUCUCUAAUCAACUAGUUAUCAGGUUUCUGAACCUAACUCUGACGAUGAAUAUUCACACUUAAAAUCACAUCUAUUUUUUGUUGUG